Ctenocephalides felis (cat flea) is the source of this 6675-nucleotide messenger RNA. RefSeq names its product activating signal cointegrator 1 complex subunit 3 (gene obe). NCBI's taxonomy places the organism in Eukaryota, Metazoa, Arthropoda, Insecta, Siphonaptera, Pulicidae. Gene Ontology annotation, molecular function: ATP binding; nucleic acid binding; ATP hydrolysis activity. The transcript has 38 exons. The coding region runs from base 193 to 6675 and encodes 2160 amino acids. The record is from RefSeq and is a predicted model, not a curated record.
AUGGAUGUCAUUUCUGUUUCACACUUAGUACCUGUUAGUAAUAUUUGUAUUCGUGUUUAUUACAAUAUUUCUUUACUUUAGAUAUAUAAAUUUAUCUAAUAUUUAUUUUUAUUAGACAGUUUUGAUACUUUAUUUAGUUUUUUAUUACUUUACCAGCACUGCCCAAUUUAUACAGAAAGGUUUCGUGUUUAGAUGAAGAUGGCAGAAUUUCCACGUUUGACUAGAUCUAUGAGAGCUUAUACAUCUUUAGAGCCACCGAGAUGUUUAAAAUUAUCUCAUUCCGAAAGAAUUAAGGAACAAUUAUGGAGAGAAAAUCAAUUAAAACGUGGAGUUACAUGGUCACAACUUAAAGAAUAUUUGAAGAAUGAAACUGAGGUCACUGGAUUGUUAACAGAGUUACGGAAUAAUGCACAAAUGAUAGCAGGAGAAGAACAACCAGCAGAAAUAAUUGAUGAUGCAGCAAUAUUUUUGUUUAGAUUAUUUUUAAGGCAAAAAGUAGUGCUAUUAAAGCAUUUAUCACAGUUGAAACAAAUGUUUGGUCCUGUGCCAACUGAUAUAGCAAAUAAGUUGUGCCAAUUGGUCAACAAGAUAUGUUCAAUGGUACCUGAGAAAUCUCUAAGGUAUUUGGAAGCCGAUUCUGAAGAGACAAAAGAAGUACAUUUAUGGGGUUCGCAUAUAAAAUGCUUUAUACCCAGUUCAUAUGAAGUAGACACAAGUUUUUUAAAAGAUUUAAAAGUUUAUAGUCCUACUGAAAGUAAAAUCAUUGAUGACUUUUCAAUGAUUUACAAGAAAAAUGAUAAUGCUUCUAAAGCUGCAUGCUCUUCUAAAGAUCAAAAUAAAUAUGGAAGAAGUUGGUUGGAGAAGCAAUUAAAUAAUUUACAAACAGGAUUAACAAAGGAAGAAAAUACUAAUUCAGUUGCGGUAAUGUUACAAAGUAACAAAAGUAAUGAUGAACUUCAAAAUGAAUUAUUUGACUUCCUGGGAUUUGAUAGAUUUGAACUCAUUCAAUUACUUUUGGAGAAGAGGAAAUAUAUCAUUGACAAUAUAAAGAAUGAACAUGAAACUAAAAGAAAUAUAAAAGAUUUCCAAAAUGGAACAGUAGCGAGCGAAAGAAAACCUGCUCUUGGACCACAAGUUAUUGUGCAAAUGGAAGAAGAAAAGUUAUUAAUGAAACAGGCCCGCAAAGAAGAGAAAAAAUAUAAAGAAGAAAUGAGAUUGAGAAACAAGAAUAAAGAUGAUUCUGAUUCAGAAUCUGAUAUAAGGCCAUUUGAAAUAAGAAAUCGAAGACUGGCAACUUCUGCAUCCAAAACAAAUACUGAACCUAUGCUAGUAAAAAAGUCUAUGGCUAAACAGAAAAUAGUUUAUCCAAAUGUAUAUGAUUCUCAAAAUGAGGCAAAAACUAAAGCUGGAAUAUUCACUGGGGGUAAAGUCUUGUUACCUGAUAAUGUAGAAAGAAUUGACAAUAAAAUGUUUGAAGAGGUGAUUAUACCAGUGAAUCCAAAAGCACCUGAAGAAGUUGGAAAAGUUCUAUUUCCUAUUAAAAACAUGGAUCAGGUGGGACAAAUGGCAUUCCAAGGGAUACGGACUUUGAAUCGAAUUCAAUCUGUAGUUUUUAAUGCAGCUUACAAUACUAAUGAGAAUUUAUUAAUUUGUGCUCCCACUGGUGCAGGUAAAACAAAUGUAGCUAUGUUGACCAUAGUUCAUCAAAUUAGGCAGCAUAUGGAACAAAAUGUCAUAAAAAAGGAUCAAUUUAAGAUCGUAUAUGUUGCACCUAUGAAAGCUUUAGCAGCAGAAAUGGCCAGUAAUUUUUCAAGAAGACUAUCACCCUUAGGAAUGUCUGUGCGAGAAUUGACUGGUGAUAUGCAAUUAACGAAAUCAGAAAUGAUGGAAACACAAAUGCUAGUAACAACACCAGAAAAGUGGGAUGUAGUCACUAGGAAAGCAACAGGAGAUGUAUCACUAGCCACAUUAGUAAAAUUGCUUAUUAUUGAUGAAGUGCAUUUAUUACAUGGAGACAGAGGACCCGUGGUUGAAGCUUUAGUAGCAAGAACAUUACGGCUUGUAGAAUCAUCACAAUCUAUGAUAAGAAUUGUAGGAUUGUCUGCCACAUUACCUAACUACUUAGAUGUUGCAAGAUUUUUGAGGGUCAAUCCAUAUAUAGGAUUAUUUUACUUUGAUUCAAGAUUUCGACCAGUGCCUUUAAGUCAAACCUUUAUUGGUGUGAAAGCUCUGAAACCAUUGCAACAGAUGGCUGACAUGGAUACUAUAUGUUUUGAAAAAUGUCUAGACAUGGUCCAGAAAGGCCAUCAAGUAAUGGUGUUUGUGCAUGCCCGUAAUGCUACUGUUCGUACAGCAAAUGUUUUAAAAGAAAUGGCUCAACAAAAAGGAGUACUCAAAGCAUUUGAGUCAACUCCAAGUCAAGGUUAUAGUCAAGCCUUAAGAAUAGUUAGUAAAUCUCGUUACAAGCAAUUAGGUGAUUUGUUUCCACAUGGAUUUGCUAUGCAUCAUGCUGGAAUGCUAAGAAGUGAUAGAUCACUGGUUGAAAAGUACUUUUCGGAAGGAUUUAUAAAAGUUUUGGUUUGUACAUCCACAUUGGCAUGGGGUGUCAAUUUACCUGCUCAUGCUGUUAUUAUUAGGGGAACCGAAAUCUACGAUUCCGAACGCGGUACUUUUGUCGACCUCGGAAUUUUGGACGUUUUGCAAAUAUUUGGUAGAGCUGGAAGACCGCAGUUUGAUGAUUCAGGAAGUGGUAUCAUUAUUACCAGCCAUAAUAAGCUUAACCAUUAUUUGUCCUUACUAACAAAUCAAUUUCCCAUUGAAAGCAAUUUUGUGAGCUGUCUGGCUGAUAAUUUGAAUGCAGAGAUUGUUUUGGGUACCAUUAGUAAUAUUGAAGAGGCUAUAGAAUGGUUAAGUUAUACAUAUUUGUUUGUAAGGAUGCGUAUAAAUCCUCAGGUGUAUGGUAUUAAUUAUCAAGAUGUUAUUGAUGAUCCAACUUUGGAUAAAAAACGUAGGGAAAUAAUUGAAACAGCUGCAAAUGCUCUUGAUAAAGCUUGUAUGAUUAGAUUUAAUUACAAGACCAAUGAUUUAGCAGCUACAGAUUUGGGUAGAACUGCUAGUCACUUUUAUAUAAAAUACGAUACAGUAGAAGUCUUUAAUGAAGUAAUGCAACCCAUUAUGUCUGAAGGAGAAAUAUUUUCAAUGAUCUCACAAGCACAAGAAUUUCAACAAUUGAAGGUUCGAGAUGACGAAAUGCAAGAGUUAGAUGAUUUGACACAAGAUAAUUGCUAUCUGCCUGUGUCUGGUGGAAGUGAAAACCUUCAUGGAAAAGUUAAUAUUUUAUUGCAAACUUAUUUAUCAAGAGGAUCUGUGAAAUCUUUUAGUUUAAUGUCUGAUUUAUCAUACAUUACACAGAAUGCAGUACGUAUUGCAAGAGCUCUUUUUGAAAUUGUUUUGCGACGCAAUAACCCCUUGAUGGCUGGUAGAUUAUUGAAUGUAGCAAUAAUGUUAGAAUUACGAUUAUGGGAUUAUCAAAAUCCUUUAAAUCAAUUUGUUUGCAUACCCCAAGAUGUGCUUAGUAAAAUUGAGAAUAGAAGACUUACUAUAGAUAAAAUUCGAGAUAUGGAAACUAAGGAAAUAGGUGAGAUUGUAAGACACCAAAAAAUGGGGCAACUGGUAAAAAAAUGUGCAGAUGAAUUUCCAUUAUUAGAAAUGUCUGCAAAUUUGCAACCAAUUACUAGAACUGUUCUGAGGAUUCGCCUGCAAAUCACAGCAAACUUUCGAUGGAAUGAUAAAGUCCAUGGAAAAUUUGCUGAAACCUUUUGGCUUUGGAUAGAGGACCCAGAAAGUAACUACAUGUACCACUCAGAAUAUUUUAAAAUAACAAGAAAACAGGUCUUUAAUGCAGAGCCACAAGAGCUAGUUAUGACUAUACCAUUGGUAGAACCACUGCCACCACAAUAUUUUGUACGAGCAACAAGUGAUAAAUGGCUAGGCUCUGUGAGUUACUUAACAUUAUCUUUUCAACAUCUGAUAUUGCCAGAAAUACAUCCACCACAUACAGAUCUUCUAAUGCUAGAGCCAUUAGCUAUAACUGCUCUUGGAGAUAAAGAGUUUGAAUCUUUGUAUAAAUUUUCUCAUUUCAAUCCGAUACAAACACAGAUUUUCCACUGUCUCUAUCAUACUGAUAACAAUGUGCUUUUGGGAGCGCCAACAGGUUCAGGAAAAACUAUUGUUGCGGAAAUAGCUAUGUGUCGAGUUUUUCAUAAAUAUCCCCAGAGCAAGGUUGUUUAUAUAGCACCUUUAAAGGCAUUAGUUCGUGAAAGAAUACAAGACUGGAAAGUCAGAAUGGAACAAAAGUUAGGAAAGAAAGUUGUAGAAUUAACAGGUGAUGUUACUCCUGAUACUAGAGCUAUUGAACAAGCACAAAUCAUAGUAACAACACCAGAGAAAUGGGAUGGUAUCAGUAGAAGUUGGCAAACUAGAAGCUAUGUUAGAGCUGUUGCUCUGAUAAUUAUAGAUGAAAUUCACCUUCUGGGUGAAGAUAGAGGUCCAGUUUUAGAAGUCAUUGUUUCCAGAACAAAUUUUAUCGCUUCUCAUACGGAAAGAACACUGCGUAUCAUAGGUCUUUCCACUGCAUUAGCUAAUGCUCGCGAUUUAGCGAAUUGGCUUGGGAUUGGUCAGAUGGGAAUGUACAAUUUUCGUCCUUCAGUACGUCCGGUCCCAUUAGAAGUUCAUAUAGCAGGUUUUCCAGGUAAACACUAUUGCCCACGAAUGAUAUCUAUGAAUAGACCGACAUUUCAAGCUAUUAGGCAGCACUCACCAGAUAGCCCAGCCUUAGUUUUUGUUUCAUCCCGUAGGCAGACCAGGAUGACUGCCUUAGACUUAAUAGCUUUUCUUGCCUCAGAGGCAAAUCCUAAGCAAUGGCUUCAUAUGGAGGAACAUGCACUUGAACAAAUAUUGGCUGGAGUUAAAGAUCAAAAUCUAAAAUUAUGUUUAGCUUUUGGAGUCGGCAUGCAUCAUGCAGGUUUACAAGAAAGAGACAGGAAUAUUGUUGAAGAACUUUUUGUUAAUCAAAAGAUACAGGUUCUAAUUGCAACAGCAACACUGGCUUGGGGCGUAAACUUUCCAGCACAUCUUGUAGUAAUUAAAGGUACUGAAUAUUUUGAUGGAAAGCAAAAACGUUAUGUCGACAUGCCGAUAACUGAUGUUUUGCAAAUGAUGGGAAGAGCUGGUAGACCACAGUUUGAUAAUCAAGGAACAGCAGUAGUUUUAGUACAUGACAUAAAGAAAAACUUUUACAAAAAAUUUUUGUAUGAGCCAUUCCCUGUUGAAUCUAAUCUUCUUGCAGUAUUACCAGAUCAUAUGAAUGCUGAAAUAGUAGCUGGAACUAUACAAUCUAAGCAAGAUGCUCUUGAUUAUUUAACUUGGACAUAUUUUUUUCGCCGAUUGUUGCAGAAUCCAGCCUAUUACCAAUUAAAUUCUUUAGAUCAAAGAGAUAUAAAUUAUUAUCUAACUGAACUGAUUCAAAAAGCCUUAGAAGAUUUAGUGAAAGCCCACUGUGUGCUCAUAUCUGACCAGGAUGAAAGAACUCUGAUAUCAACAUCAUUUGGAAGAAUAUCUUCUUAUUACUAUUUAAGCCAUCAGACUAUGUUGCACUUUGCCAACUCUUUAGGACCAGAUUUAGAUACAGAUGAUUUACUGAAAAUUCUCAGUGAAGUUCACGAAUAUGAUGAGCUGCCUGUAAGACAUAAUGAAGAGCACUACAAUGCUGAUCUUGCAAAGUAUUGUCCUGUACCAGUGGAUUCAAUGCAGUAUGAAAAUCCGCAUGUUAAAGCUCAUCUACUACUUCAAGCUCAUUUGACUCAUGCACCCCUACCAUGCCCAGAUUAUUUAACUGAUACCAAAAGUGUGCUUGAACAAGCAAUACGAAUAUUACAGGCAAUGACUGAUAUUUGUGCAGAAAGAGGUUGGCUUGCAUCAGCUUUGGGUUGUCAACAGGUCUUACAAAUGUUAGUUCAAGCUCGUUGGCUGAAAGAUGAUGCAUUGAGCACUUUGCCUAAUGUAGAGCCAUAUCAUGGGCAUCUCUUCAGCAAAAUUGGCAAAUAUUGUACGACUUUGCCAGGAGUUAAAGAUGUAGUUUGCAGAAGAGAUGGUUAUGAAAAAUUAGCCAAACCUUUACGGGAAGAUUUUGAGGAGCAUCAAAUCAUUCAAAUUUAUAAGGUUCUGAAAGAUAUGCCUGAUUUGAAAAUAAGCUUAACUUUAGAAGGAGAAUAUGAAGGCAGUCCUCUAAAUUUUGAAAUCAAUCAACCAUUGAAUAAAGAUCAUUGGAUAAAAGUAGAGAAAAAUAGGGAGUACACACUGACAGUAAAAAUGCAUCGAAUGGGAAAACAAUGUCCAGUACAUUGUCCACAUUUCCCUAGAUCAAAAGAUGAAGGUUGGAGUUUAGUACUAGGAUGUAUAGACAAUCGAGAACUUUAUGCAAUAAAACGUGUGGCAAUCAGAAGAGAAUUUAGCAAUCAUCAUUUAAUAUUCCAAACUCCAGAAAGCACAGGCCGUCUUAUUCUAACUAUAUAUAUAAUGUCUGAUUCUUACUUGGGGUUAGAUCAACAAUAUGAUAUUCAAUUGGAAAUUACAGAAGAACAUUUUAGCCUUUUCAGUGACAAAGGUGCUUAUUAA